Carica papaya (papaya) is the source of this 2223-nucleotide messenger RNA. The record is from RefSeq and is a predicted model, not a curated record. NCBI's taxonomy places the organism in Eukaryota, Viridiplantae, Streptophyta, Magnoliopsida, Brassicales, Caricaceae.
AUGCACCAGGCUGGUUUAAUUUUGGGGCCAUCAUUGUUUGGUCGAAAUAUUGGAUACAUGGAGAAAUUCCUUCCAGCACAAAGCAAAAUUGUACUUCAAACAGUUUCAAAUUUCGGAUUAUUGAUACAUCUAUUCCUCUUGGGAGUAAAAGUUGAUGCAUCCAUUUUAAGACAAGCUGGCAACAACGCCAUGUUAAUAGGCUGCAUGAGUUUUAUUGUGCCGUUUCUAUUCAGCUCCAUCUCCUAUGCAAGCAUGGUUUAUGGAUAUGGCGAGAUACCAAAUGACUUGGUAACUUCCCUCCGUUAUGUUGUGGCAUUGAAUUCAAUUACUUCAUUUGCUGUCAUAACAAGUCUGUUAACGGAUCUGAACAUUCUCAACUCUGAACUUGGGCGAUUAGCCACAAAGACAUCCAUGGUUUGUGACAUUUGUGGGUGGAUAAUGACGCUUAUCUCUCGUGUGGCUAGUCGAGACUCAAAAAUUGUGUCAUUUUAUGCUGUGUCAUGCAAUGCGAUAUUCAUGCUUAGCAUUGUGUUUGUGAUAAGACCAUUUGUCAUAUGGUCAACGAAGCGAAAUCCAAAAGCAAAAUCUAAAGAAGAGAUUCCUUUCUUUAUGAUAUUUGUGGUGAUGCUAACAACGUCUCUUUUGUCUGAGGUACUUGGGCUGUAUGCUGCGUUUGGUGCAUUCUGGUUAGGUAUAGCUCUACCGGAUGGACCACCAAUUGGUUCAGCUUUAAUACACAAGCUUGACACGGUGGCUACCGGAUUGUUGCUUCCAGCAUUCAUAGCGAUCGGUGGGUUACGAACAAAUUUAUUUGUAGUGGGGGAAAAACAUCCAUGGGUAAUAAUAGUGACCAUAUUUUUGGGAUAUAUUGGAAAGUUAACAGGCACGCUUGGCCCAGCUCUCUACUGCCAAAUGCCAUUUUCAGAAGCUUUUUCUCUUGCCCUCAUCAUGUGUAGUAAAGGAGUCAUCGAGGUUUCCGUUUUUAUCAUGUUCAAGGAUUCCAAGGUAUUAAAUUCAGAGACUUUUAAUCUACUAAUCUUGUCAAUGUUAUUUGUAACUGGAAUUACAAGACCCAUGAUUGUAUAUUUAUAUGAUCCAUCAAAGAGAUAUAAGGCUAAGAGCAGAAGGACUAUGUUACAUACACAUCAAAGAAAUGUCCAACUUCGGAUGAUGGUUUGUAUCCAUAAUGCGGAUAAUGUUCCGACCAUUAUAAAUCUCCUUGAAGCCUCAAACCCAACGCGAUACAGCCCUAUUGCUGUUUUUGUUCUGCACCUCAUGGAUCUCAAAGGUCGAGCCUCUGCCAUUCUUGUCCCUCACCACCACCUAAACAAGCUCAACUCCAACUCCAACCGAUCUGAUCAUAUUGUUAGAGCUUUUUUACACUUCGAACAACAACACCAAGGUAGUGUUAUGGCACAACAUUUUACUGCAAUUGCCCCAUAUGCUAGCAUGCACGACGAUAUAUGCACAAUGGCUUUGGACAAAAAAGCAACAAUUGUUAUUGUCCCGUUUCAUAAAAGUUUUGCCAUUGAUGGAAAUGUUGAAUCUUCAAUGUCUACCAUUAGAAACAUUAACAAAAAUGUCUUAGAUAAAGCACCAUGUUCUGUUGGUGUUCUCAUUGACCGAGGACAUGUCUCUAAUAGUCGAUCAAUCUUUAUAGGACCCGAGCUUUAUUGCAUAGCCUUACUUCUACUAGGUGGUGUAGAUGAUCUUGAGGCUCUUGCUUUUUGCAGACGAAUGGUGGAGCACCCAAAAGUUAGCAUAACAGUGGUUCAUUUCAAGCAUAAAAAUUAUGACCACGAAAAAGAUACCUUAGAAAGCCAGAUGAUUAACGAGUUAAAGAAUAUGGGGAUAAGUAAAGAAAAAUUCAUUUACAAAGAAGAGUUUGUGAGACAUGGGGUGGAUACAACUCAUGUUGUUAAUUCGUUAGGACAUGGUUAUGAUUUGGUAAUGGUGGGUAGACACCAUGACCCUGAGUCUCCUCUUUUAUUAGGACUAACAGAGUGGAGUGAGUUUCCUGAACUUGGGAUAAUAGGGGAUUUGCUUGCUUCUUCAGACUUCUAUUUUUCAGUUCUCGUAGUGCAACAACAACCUGGAGAUACUGAUUUUUUUCUUGAUGGAGGGUACGAGUUACCUAUUUCUAUGAGAAAAGAUGAUGAUUCAAGAGUAUACCCUCAUUUCUCUACUGACGAAGAAUUUACACCUAUACAUAUUAGGACAUAA